AUGCUGACUUGUGGUGGUGUGUUCGAAAUUCGACAUCCCUUUCGAACAGCCCUUUGCGUGUGCUUGCUCCUCGUACGCCUUGCUGCAGGAUACGACGGGGGCGAUUGCUGCGAGUGCACAUGUGUUUCAGAAGGGGAGUACGAGUGCGGAGCUGGUGGCUAUGCGUGCAUCGAUCCAGCCGCUGAGUGCGUAAACGAUGACGACGUUACCUUUCAGAUUGCUAGCACUUGCGUCGCCGACAUGAUCGGGGAUGCGUAUUGCGACGAACCUAACAACGUAGAGGAGUGCGGCUACGACGGUGGUGACUGCUGUCCUUGCACCUGCGAGGUACGAAAGAUAUCGCGUCUCGACGGGGUAUGGACAGACUAG
Molecule: messenger RNA, 369 nt
Organism: Ectocarpus siliculosus
Lineage: Eukaryota; Phaeophyceae; Ectocarpales; Ectocarpaceae
Source: the annotation of a GenBank genome assembly